AUGGUCAUUACUGAUGAACAACAACACUUAAAUGUGAAAUUCAACAAGAAAGGGGAGACUGGUUUCUUCUGGGAGAGCUUUAUUUACGCUAAGAACAAGGAGAACCUAAGAGUUCCUCUUUGGGAUAGUUUGAGAUUUCAUCAAAAGCUGAAACUCCUGACCACCGCUCUUAGUAAUUGCUCCAGAGCUCAUAUUGGCAAUGUUUAUGACAAUGUUAAGGAGUGGAAAGGGAAGAUGCAGACUUUUGAAGUUGAGUAUAUAGACAACAUCGGGGAGGAUGCUAGAGAAGACAUGCACCAUGCCCAAGCUAAUUACACCAAAUGGCUUAGAUGUGAACAAUCUAUUCUCAGACAAAAAGCCAAUGUCAGAUGGUUAGAUGAGGGAGAUUCCAAUAGCAAAUAUUUUCAUGCUCCCAUCAAUGAUAAGAGGAAAAGACUCACUUUGCAUAAAAUCAGAGACCAAUAUGGGCAAUGGAUCACUAGCUAUAGACAAAUUUCUAAAGCAGUUGUGCAACACUUUGAAAACAUCUUUAAAUCGGAUGAGCCAACUCAGAUUCAAGGAUUAGAGUGUAUUGAUCGGUUGAUUACUGAAGAGGAUAAUGACAUGUUGACUGCAAUUCCUAACGAGGAAGAGAUUAAAAAUGUUGUUUUUGCCAUGGAUCCUAAUAGUUGUCCCGGACCUGAUGGUUAUGGUGGAGUUUUCUACCAAUCUUGCUGGACUAUCAUUAAAAAGGACUUGAUUGAUUUUGUCCAAAGCUACUUCAAUGGGGCAGCACUUACAAAAUUUUACACUAGUAAUCUUUUUACUUAUUCCCAAAAUUGA
Lycium ferocissimum is the source of this 822-nucleotide messenger RNA. RefSeq lists its product as uncharacterized. The transcript is spliced from 2 exons. The coding region runs from base 1 to 822 and encodes 273 amino acids. NCBI's taxonomy places the organism in Eukaryota, Viridiplantae, Streptophyta, Magnoliopsida, Solanales, Solanaceae. The record is from RefSeq and is a predicted model, not a curated record.